Messenger RNA from Ahaetulla prasina, 3943 nucleotides. Its product is annotated as rho guanine nucleotide exchange factor 15-like. Gene Ontology annotation, biological process: activation of GTPase activity. The transcript has 14 exons. Bases 69 to 1850 code for a protein of 593 amino acids. The record is from RefSeq and is a predicted model, not a curated record. NCBI's taxonomy places the organism in Eukaryota, Metazoa, Chordata, Lepidosauria, Squamata, Colubridae. Gene Ontology annotation, molecular function: protein binding; guanyl-nucleotide exchange factor activity.
AGCCACCCCCACCUCCCCCAAAGUCCCAGACCCCUCCACCCCUCCCCAUUUCUCAGGCUCGCUCCCAGAUGUGCACAGCCCCUCCUCCGCCCUCCCAGCCCCCUCCCCUGCUGUCUCAUGGUCUCCCUCCUCCGCCAACUCAGCCGCCGCCGCCUCUGGAAGGUUCAUCCCUGGAUGACAACCUUUGUCAAGGUGGCUGCAAAAAUGAAGAGAGCAGUUUCAGCGAUUCGGAGACCGACAAGUCAGACAACAGGCACUCUUCUGUGCUAUCGUCUAAGAGUCCGGACUGGGGGCUUUGCCUGCAGGACGAACCUUUGUAUCAAACCUAUCGUCAGGCUGUCAUCUCCAAAGAGAUCAAGAGACAGACGGUUCCACACAACAGUAGUUUCAGCAGCUCGGACUACAGAGCCCCUUCUCCUGGGGAAGGGUCAACGGGACCCCAGGGCCCAAUCCCUCAUAGCACCCUUUGGCAGGAGCUGCCAGCUGUGCGAGAAAGCGGCGUUUUGGAGAACAUCAGCCCAGAAGAAAGAAAAAUGCAAGAGAGUCUCUUUGAGGUGGUGACCUCUGAAGCCUCCUACCUACGUUCACUCACCCUUCUGAUCGAGCACUUCAUGGAGUCUCGGGAACUGGCUGGCACCAUCCUUCUGCGCGAGCACCGGAUCCUCUUCUCCAACAUCCGCAAAGUUGAGGAAGUGAGCGAAAGGUUCUUACAGGAUCUGGAACGACGGCUGGCUGAAAGUCUGCAGAUCUCAGAUGUUUGUGAUAUUGUGGAGGCCCACGCUCAGCAGAGCUUCUCGGUCUACAUUGAUUACGUCCGUAACCAGCUCUACCAGGAGAAGACCUACAGUAGCCUCAUGGAGAAGAACGCCCAGUUUGCCAUCGUUGUCACCCGACUCCAGGAGCAGCCCCAGUGCCAGCGGCUCCCCUUCAUGUCCUUCUUGCUGCUUCCUUUCCAGAGGAUCACUCGGAUCAAGAUGCUCUUGGAGAAUAUCCUGCGUCGGACGGAAGAAGGUUCUUCGCGAGAACAAAACGCUCUGAAGGCCCUGGCUUCUGUUUCCAAGAUCAUAGAAGAAUGUAACUCCGAGGUCGGCCGCAUGCGUCAUAUGGAAGAACUGAUCCACACAGCCAGCAAGAUUGAGUUUGAUAAGCUGAAGGCCGUUCCCAUCAUUUCCCAGACCCGACAGCUGUUAAAGCAGGGAGAACUCCUGGAAGUUGUGCAUCGUGGUACCAUCUUCGGCAACAAACCCAAACUUAUCCCCAUCUACCUGUUCCUCUUCAAUGACCUACUGCUGGUCACUCAGCGCAAGAGCUCAGAACGCUUUGUAGUGCUGGAUUACGCCCAUCGCUCGUUAGUCCAAGCCCAGAGUUGUGAGGACACCACUGCCGGCCCAAACGCUGAGAACAGCUUCUACCUGACAUUGAUGGAGAACCACCAAGGGCGGAGUACCGAACGCCUCUGUCGGGCCCCGACGCAAUCCGAUAUGCAUCGCUGGAUGGGUGCUUUCCCAUGCCAUGAAUCCCAGACUAACAACAAGCAGGAAACCAUCUAUGAAGAUUGGGAUUGUCCCCAGGUUCAGUGCACGGAGACCUACAGCGCAGCCCAAGCAGACGAGCUGAGCCUCGAACCGACGGACAUCGUCAACGUGGUGCGCAAAACCGAGGGCUGGUACGAGGGCAUACGCCUAGCCGAUGGCAAGAAGGGCUGGUUCCCCUCUUGCUAUGUGCAGGAGAUCACGAACGAACACGUGCGCCGGCGCAACCUCCGUGAGCGUUACCGCGUCCUCCAGGUGGCCCGCCAGCUGCAGCUGAUGCGCACCAAUUGCGUCAAAAGCAAGUACAGCUCAGCCUGAGACCGAAAACCGCACGGCCAACGGAGCCAAUGACAGGGGACUCCCCCGGCCUGCGAUCAAUCUCACAGCUGGACUUGAGGUUCGAUUUCGAUGGGCGUGGAGCAGCAUUUGCCUCAAAGUGGCGCUGAAGAUGAGAAGGACGGUAGAGAGCAGUUGAGUUUUGGAUCGAAAGCCGUUGAAGAGCGGGGAGAGCGGAAGAGAGAUGUAAGCAUGCCAGAUUGGCUGCCCGGCGUUGCAAUGCCAGAAGCCAGCCAGCGGAGGCACUACUUCAAAUGUGUCCCUUCCGCCAGAAGGGGGCGUUUUCAGACUGCAUUUUCAGUUGCAUUGUCGAGUUUACAGACUUCGCAACGUCCCAUUCUUACCGUUCCCAAGUCGCAUCCUAACUCCUCUUUUAGUCCGCGUGGCAUCUCGGUAACCUUGAGCGAGGACCACGAACCUUCUCAGUGGGUUGAGGGUGAGGAGAUGACCUUCAUCUUCUACCUUAGAUAGCGAUGGUGCCAUAUUUCAGGAGAUUCCAUGAACCGAGAUUACGAUCAAACGGAUGUCCUCAGAUUUUAACCAGAAGGGUCGCUUCAAGCUGAACAGGAGUUCUACCUGCGCCCCCUGUUUUGCAAUGACUUAUCCACCACCUGUUAAAAAAAAUACAUGUUCACGAUUCAGGCCUACCACCCCCGUAGCCUUGCUUUGGGCUCGUUGCAGGCUGGUUUGUAUUUCACCCGCGGUUGUCAGGAUGGGUGUGCCUUGCCUUUCAUCGGCAGAACUCUAGUAGGCAGAACAAACUCCCCCCUCCCUGCCAAUAAAAUGUGUUUCGCCAACCGUAUCCAUGCCGGUAUUACCAGUUUCCUAAUCCUGAUCUUGGUGCUGUAGCUGCCAAUACUUCAAACCUUUCCCGAUGGUCCUUAACCUGGGCUCAGGUGAUGUCCCUUUUCUACCUCAGUUCCUGUCCUUUCCAGUGUCGGGAAUCGGGGACUCUUACAGCCUGCGGACCCAGCUUACUCUAACUCUUCCCCUCACUCUCGCAGUUCAAUAGACCUUUUUCCUUCAUGGUAACCUGUCUGAAUAUCCUGGAUUUUCUCCUUUGCGAGCGAGGAAUUCCUGUUCCUCACUACCAGCCUGGAAACCUCACCAUGGAGCGGCUUCUAUUUAUUAACGUGUUGCUCUCUUUAGCUCUCGAGCUGGAAGAGUUUUGGCUUUGGGGGUGGGAGGAGAAGCAGAGAUUGUAUUUUAAUUUAUUCUGUGCCAUAUUUGCUUGCGCUGUGACCUCUCUUGUGUUUUUCUAUCCCAAAUGGCCUUUUUAAAAAAAAAAUAAUAAUAAUUGAUGAACAAAAUGUGCCAGUGCUUGCUUUCAGUUUUUGCUUCGCCCUACUAAAUUCAAGAGUUUUAAUGUUGUGGACUGUCGGCCACCGUCUCCUCCGCAGCUGAAUUAGAUGAGGAGGCGGAGUGGGAGUUGGGGCCAGCAUCUGAGAAUUCUAAGGGGGAAGAGAGAAUGGAGCUGAUGAGACUGAGGCGGAGCCUGGGCUGUCCAUCAGCCCUUAGAUGCAGAGUCAAUAGCCUUCGGGUCUGGAGGUGGCUGAUGAUGAAGAGGAGGAACAGCUGGGUCCAGUGCCUGAUGCGCAGAUGCACAGAACGGAGAGGAGAACAGCGGUAAGCUAUGGGCCGGUCCUCGGGACAACAGAGCCACAGCUGCUAGCUAAGCUCCACCCAGGGGCUAGAGACAAAUAGGUGCAGCAGACAACUAUUCAUCUCCCUGUCGGCCAGCCACUGAUAGUCCGAACUUCUGAAUCCUGUCUUGGAGCUGUAUUGGAAUUCUUUCUGGGAAUCUGCAGCGCUGAAAGUUGGCCACGCCUUCGGAGUGUGGUGUGUGUGUGUGUGUGCGUGUGCCUGCAGCUGGAAAAAGAGCAAGCACACCUUUCAGGAUUUCCGUUAUGAAUGUGAGAGUGAAAGACUCCUGGUACACUGGAGCUGGUUCAGGGGGAAAGGGAGUGAGCUUUGCUUUUCACAGGCACUUAGAGACUUUGUUAGCCUGUUGUAUGUGUGUGAGAGAGAGAUACAGAGAGAGAGAGAUAUGUAGGAAUUUAGCACCAACCCCCCUC